CGGAAGUGACGCCAGGCGUAGCGGAAGUGCCUCCCGCCGCGGUGUUGUGCUGUGGGGAAGGGAGACGGAUUUGUAAACCCCGGAGCGAGGUUCUGCCUACCCGAGGCCGCUGCUGUGCGGAGACCCCGGGGGAAACCACCGUCACCAUGUCUGACCAGGAGGCAAAACCUUCAACUGAGGACUUGGGGGAUAAGAAGGAAGGAGAAUAUAUUAAACUCAAAGUCAUCGGACAGGAUAGCAGUGAGAUUCACUUCAAAGUGAAAAUGACAACACAUCUCAAGAAACUCAAAGAAUCAUACUGUCAAAGACAGGGAGUUCCCAUGAAUUCACUCAGGUUUCUCUUUGAAGGUCAGAGAAUUGCUGAUAAUCACACUCCAAAAGAAUUGGGAAUGGAGGAAGAAGAUGUGAUUGAAGUUUAUCAGGAACAAACAGGGGGUCGUUCAACAAUUUAGAUAUUUUUAUUUUUUCUUUUCCCUUAAUCCUUUUUUAUUUUUAAAAAUAGUUCUUUUGUAAUGUGGUGUUCAAAACAGAAUUGAAAACUGGCACCCCAUCUCUUUAGAACAUCUGGUAAUUUGAAUUCUAGUGCCCAUUAUUCAUUAUUGUUUGUUUUCAUUGUGCUGAUUUUUGGUGAUCAAACCUCAGCCCCAUUCAUAUCGCCCUCUCCUUUUUAAAAAUUAUGUGUGUGCACAGAGAGGCCGCCUUUUCCAGGACUGUGCAUUUACAGGCUUGUGAUAAAUAAGAUUGACUAAUGCGAGUGUUCAUAAUGACUUUCCAAUUGGCCCUGAAGUUCUAGCAUGUGAUUGCUUCACUCCUGGACUGUGACUUUCAGUGGGAGAUGGAAGUUUUUCAGAGAACUGAACUGUGGAAAAAUGACCUUUCCUUAACUUGAAGCUACUUUUAAAAUCUGAGGGUCUGGACCAAAAGAAGAGGAAUAUCAGGUUGGAGUCAAGGUGACAGAGGUGGUGAAAAUAAUGACUAACUCCAAAGAUGGCUUCACUGAAGAGAAAGCAUUUUAAGAUGAAAGAAAAAUCUUGUCAGAAGAUCCCAGAAAAGUUCUAAUUUUCAUUAGCAGUUAAAGUUAUUCAUGCAGAAGUGUAUACAGCAGAACGCUGCUCUUUUUGACUUUAUUUGUACUUUUUGGCCUGGGAUAUGGGUUUUAAAUGGACAUUGUCUGUACCAGCUUCAUUAAAAUAAACAAAAUAUUUGUAAAAACCGUA
Molecule: messenger RNA, 1217 nt
Organism: Orcinus orca (killer whale)
Lineage: Eukaryota; Metazoa; Chordata; Mammalia; Artiodactyla; Delphinidae
Gene: SUMO1
Product: small ubiquitin like modifier 1
Exons: 5
Coding region: 147-452 (101 amino acids)
Biological process (GO): protein sumoylation
Cellular component (GO): PML body; nucleus
Molecular function (GO): protein tag activity; ubiquitin-like protein ligase binding
Source: RefSeq, a predicted model, not a curated record